Molecule: messenger RNA, 4101 nt
Organism: Mya arenaria
Lineage: Eukaryota; Metazoa; Mollusca; Bivalvia; Myida; Myidae
Exons: 6
Coding region: 1788-3806 (672 amino acids)
Biological process (GO): regulation of apoptotic process
Molecular function (GO): death domain binding; protease binding
Source: RefSeq, a predicted model, not a curated record
GUCAUCUUCAGUUUAUAUUAUUAAACUAUUGUUUGAAAACAUAAUCGGAAAUACUUUAUAAAUGAAUAAGCUUUUUACAUGUUUCUAAAUAUAACAUUUCAGUAUACAUUAUACAUUCAAACUGGAAAACCCAGUUAAAUCACGAGAAAAACAGAAAUGAAACUCACUUGGUUAUACGUUUUAAUAUUGUUAUUGUAUGAGAUGUAACUUUAUGGAUGUGCUGUUCGGACUGGUGUGUGAUGAAAUCAGUGUAAAAUGGCAGAACAUGAGGAAAAAUGCCAAAGCUGAGAUAACAAUGAAAGGCUCCAGCGGAGAGAGUGGGCGGGGUUCAGAUACACUGAAGAAGGCCACAGUCCAAGCGAAUAGAAUUGUGGCUAUACAUGCUGAUGCCAGUUUUAAUGGAGUUGUAGGUGGGAUGGACUCUGAUGAGCCAGAUGGUCUUUCGUUCAUACUCAAGCUAACUGAUGAAGAUAAUGAGGAAAGUGAUACUAUUAGGUCCUCAAAGUUUCCCCCGCCAUCCAAGGUCCUAAUGUCAGCACAGACCACUGCAGGACCAUCAGAGAGCAGCCACAAGGCGGAGUCUUACCAUGCACAGAAGCAAAACGUGUAAGGUAAUCAAUGUGUAUGAUGAUGAUGAUAAACAAACAGCGAUGAUAAUGAACUAACAGUGGUUAUGAUGAACGAGCAGUGGUGAUGAUGAACUAACAGUGGUGAUGAUGAACGAGCAGUGAUGAUGAUGAACUAACAGUGGUGAUGAUGAACUAACAAUGAUGAUGAUGAACUAACAGCGGUGAUGAUGAACGAGCAUUUAUGAUAGCAGUGGUAUAUUUUAAUUCAUAUCAAUACUACACAGAGAAGAAGUUUUCAACAAUAAAGUCCCUAAUGGCCACGCCAGUACCGCCAUCUUGGUGUACUCCAUCAUUCCAAUUAUGUGGUUGCAUGAACUCAUCGUCGUUCAUAGGCAUGUUCAUGUCUACUGCAAUGCUAUGGAGGAUAACACAUGCCACAGCUACCUUGCAUACCUUCUCUUGUCUGAGGCAAAUUCAUGUUCAUGCCCACUGUCUCCUAAAAGGACACCAUCUGAAAGCGCCACAUGUUCAAUGGUCAGCUUGGCUGCCAAUUCCGACGUUCUAAACACGUGCGCGUCGUGGCAUGACCCAGGUGAGCUUGCAUUUACACUUGUAAAUUUCCUGUAAAAAGAUAAAACAAUUAAACUGUGCAAUAAUAAUCAGACUUGCAAAUGGUUCACUUAGGCAGUUGUUCACUUGGGUAAUGGUUCACUUCGUCCUGCACCCUCCAAACUCUAACAAAUUGUAUGCAUAGAUUCAGCAUACCAAAUAUUUAAUUGACAAAAUAAUUAUUGUGUUAAGCGUUCGAAAGAAAAGAUGGAAAUACUGAAAAUAAAAGUGGAAAACUCAAUGUUUCAUACCUUUGAUGUCACAUACAGCAUGCAUGUUGAUGCUAUGGAAGCCUUUCCUAUUCAAGAAGGCUGGUUCGUCUUCGGAUGGCGCCUGGAUUCGGAUAUGUGUUCCGUCUACACCUCCAACAACAUUCGGGAAUCCAGCUUUCUUAAAAAAUUAUAUUAUAUUUUAUGCUCGAGCAUUGGCAUCGGCCUCAUCACAAACCGAUGUACAUUUCCACAAAUGGCUUCUGUCACUUGCGCUACAACACGUGACACAGUGCACUUGUGGUAGCCCAUGCUAUCACCAAAGACGUUGAAAAAUGCUUCUGUAGCAAAGAAACGCAACGUAGAAUCAGAAUCAUCUGUCUCACGAUAAACAAUUGUAAUGGACGAAGAGCAAGUACAUCGUCUGCGCGAAAACCGCGUUAAGAUCGUCAAUGACCUUGAACCUUGUGGACGUGUCCUUGACACGCUUUUUGAGGAAGGAAUACUCACUGAAAAUGACGUGGAACUCGUGUCGUCUGCGGGCACAAGGAAAGAACGUUGCCACGCGCUACUUGCGGUGCUUCCGUCACGCGGUCCGGUAGCGUACGGGUCUUUCCAAAAGGCUCUCAGCACGGGAAAUUAUGAGUUCUUAGCAACCAAGCUAAGUAUUGAAAACGAAAUGUUAACUCUAGAAGCCGAUUUUCGAAGUUCAAUGACAAAAGAUAAGUUAGGAAUUUCCAAAUAUAGCAGACGACAUCGGAAUAAUGAGGGGACCGUAAAAUGCGAGAGUUGUUUAAUUUUUUUUACUGAAAUAGAGAACAGUGCCAUAGUUUCAAAGAGAGGUUUAUUCACUAUUAUCGAGAUACAUUGUUGUUUACUGCUUGAUUAUAUUGAACCAAACGACUUGAUAGACCACUUGUUCCAAGAACAUAUUCUCAGUGCAGACGACAUUGACGCCGUCUGUUCGUGCCUGACAAGACGACAAAGGUGCGAGCAGCUAUUUCGUCUGCUACUGGUAAAAGAGGAUGAUGUAGUGACAAGUCUGAAGAGAGCCUUGACAAAAAAGUACUCAUACAUCGUACAAACCAUUGAAACCCGUAGUGAACAGCAAAAGGUUAGCACGACUGACGACUUGGAAAAUCGUACGGAAAACAGCGGCAGAGAAAGUAGAGAAAGGAGAUAUGAAGUUCAUCGCACAAGAGUGAAAGCACAUUUUGGUUGUGAGCAAACGGGAAUAGAACAGUUAAAGGAUUUGCAAAGAAUCGAAACUGACAUUUCCGAUGGAGCAACCGUUGUCGAUUCGGCGAUAAUUCACAUGACUCCAUUGAUUAUUAUGAAACAAUCACACGAACAGAGAAAACUUUACAAGCCUGAAAAGGCAAAAUGUGAACACAUUUGUAAGCAGGUGAUCUCUAUCAAAACCGAAAAGCCGAAACAAAGACUCCAAGUAGCUUUCAAUUAUCUGAGCACGCUCAUCAAUCAAGGCGAGUAUACGAAGUUCGAAGAUACAACCACUCAGUUAAGGGUUCGGUUUCCAAAACAUUAUGAUCUGAUGUGUAUUUUGGGCUACCUGCAAGCCAGCAGAGAUUUGUUUAAAACCGACUUCGAUUCUGCUAAAUGGCGUAUAAAUGACACAAUGGCGCUCGUACCAAAGUCUUCCAAUCCUCGUUAUUUGACACUAGAACUCAUCACAGCAAAGACGAGAAUGUACCUUACACAGAAGAAAAUGGAAAAGUUAAAGACGACGCUUGAGGAAGCCAUGAUGAUUAUGGAGACAGACCCGCUUGGCUGCACCGGAAGAGCGGCUGGGUGGCUCUUUAUCAACCACGCAAGGAACAUGACCGCUCAACUCUCGUAUCUGAAUCUCAGUAAGCCAGGCGCUUUCAAUGUCUACAAUGGAAUAUUCAACACAGCUAAAACAAGCUUCUUGCGGUCAAUGACUAACUUUAAACGGGAUGGCGGAAAUGACGGACCAUUCGGAUUCGGGUUCGCUCUGUGUCGUCUGGUGAUUCUGCUGCUGAGAUGUGGAGAUAACGGACUCACUAUGGGGCUUAUCAAGCCUCCCGACGAUGACAUCAUUUCCGCCGAAAAAUACAUGCGACAUUUGGAAGACUCGGAUAUUCCGAUUACCAAAAUACUCGAAAUGCAGUUGAGAUUAGCAAAAUGUGAUUAUGUCUUUCAUCGAAGCCACUUAACACGAGCAUUUGAGCACGCCACAGAGGCUUACAACCUCGCAACAGCCAUGAACUUGUUGGAGUUCACCGAACAUGCGCACAACAGGAUGUCUUUUCUGAAUUCGAAACAAUCUAUCACAUGGCCAGACGAUGACAUUUCAGAGGAAGAUGUCAACCGGAUAUUGUUCGAAGAUUCAACAAGCGAAGGGGAAAUACAUCCCAGGGAAUACAUUCUCUCUUCUUAAUUGUUUGACUAUGAACAAAACUGCGUUUAAUUAUGUGUGCCUUUUCAGUUAGAUGAAUAGAAUCACUGAAGUAGAAGCAUUUUGAAAAUGGUUAUUUACAUGCGCAUGUACAAUUAAUUCUUUAAAAAACAAUGCAAACGCAAGUUCAAUCCAUUUCCGAUUCUUUCCGGUAUUUCUCUAAUGCUAUAUUUAAAGGCCCAAUAUAAAUUUGCCCCUGAUGUUAUGUUAUAAAUGACGACGAUAUAAGUAAUGGGGGUUUUUGAAAAGUAAAACUACAGUCAUAAGCGUUCUGUAU